GCGCGCCGCAUAAUUAGACUUCUUGCAGCGACAAGCACAGCAGACUCGGUUACAGACGACGUAAUCAAAUAUUGAAAAUGCUAUCUGAAAGAGAAAAGAACGGGGUACGGAAACUCUUAGGCAAGAUUCCAGAGGAAGACAUUUUUCAGCUUGCAAAUACUGUAACAAACAGACUUGUGGUUGUUCAAAACAGGAGAGAAGCUACAAAGGCAAUCGCUAUGUAUAGUGACAGUGCAGAACAACUUCUCCGACGCAAACUGGUGAAGCGAGAUGUUAUCUUCAGUUAUCUUGCUGACCUCCAUGUUCCUGUAUCACCUGGUGCAGACAAACACAAGCUUAUUCAGAAAGUUCUCAUGUGUUGGCAGACUUCUGAUGAUUUGAGUGGCAUAAAGGAUGAAUAUGAAACGGAUGAAAGCCCUAUUUCAUCUCAAGAGCUGUCUGACUCAUCCCAAGAUACGUUUCGUCUUUCACAAGAGAGUUCAUCCAGGGACUCGUCAGCACACAGUACUCCAGCAGAUACAUCAUGGUGUCAGGAUCUAGCUGUACAAUUCUCUUCUUGGUUUUUCACACAACUCAACCAGCUUCAUCCCCAGCACACUAAAGAAAGCAACAAUGAAUGGGGACCAAGUCACUUCCUGGAUGACGCAAACCUGAAACUUUAUGUCCUUCGGGGAACCGACCGUCGCUUGGAUGCAUAUGACGGCUCUGCUUUGGUUUCCCAGAGAUUAGGAUGCUUGGUGAAGGAUGAAGGAUUGGUUUUCAAUCCAAACCUGACUGCAGAGGGUACUCGAGGAUGCAGUGAGCCACAUGGACUCGUUAUGAUUGCAGUGUGUGGCACCAUCCACAAGGCAGGAACGUGUAUGGGACUCUUUGAGCAAAACAUUGGACUCGUCAAAGAUCCCGCAGCUGAUAAUAACUGGAAGAUUAAAUUCAUCAACAUGCAAAUCAAAGAUGGUUCCUCCAGGAAUGUACCAACAUUAGGCAAUUUCUCUGAAUUAAAUGCUAUUUCAAUGUAAACACAGAUAAAUGGUCAUGGAGAUCAUUGGAUACUGCUGCGUGAUUAUUAAUCAAUUGAAAUUUCACCCCUCCCCCCUCAAAAGUGGUCAACAAAUAGGAAGUUGUGUAUCAUUCAUGGGGAUAUGUGAUUGACCAUGUACAUGAUCAGUGAAAAUCACCUUCUGUAUUAAAGCCACCCUGAACGAGGAUUGAAGUACAGUUGUAUUUUUGGACCCUACAAACGUGAAUUUUGUCUUCCAUUAAGUUAAAGUGACACUUCCCCC
Molecule: messenger RNA, 1280 nt
Organism: Lytechinus variegatus (green sea urchin)
Lineage: Eukaryota; Metazoa; Echinodermata; Echinoidea; Temnopleuroida; Toxopneustidae
Exons: 3
Coding region: 78-1016 (312 amino acids)
Source: RefSeq, a predicted model, not a curated record